CGGCAUAAAACACAUUCCCAUUUUCUUGGCUUUUCCAUUCUCUCUCUUUCGCUUCCUCUUUCUCUCUGUUUUCCCUUCCCGGAAUUUUGGACUCCUUGCCAAAAUAAAUAAAUAAUAAUAAAUGCCGAGUAUCACUUUCUUCCACCGUUUUUCUAGAGCUUUCCGUGACAACCACUCGCAUCUCAACCUUGUCCUGCUCUGCACUGCCGUAAGUGGUGGUGGUCUUUUGGCUUAUGGUGAGAAUGUUGCACUUGCACCUGAAGAGGCAGUUACCGAUAAGAAAAAGGUGGUGGUGCUAGGAACUGGUUGGGCGGCUACUAGUUUCUUGAAGGAUCUGAAGAAUCCAAAAUAUGAAGUUCAAGUGGUUUCGCCUCGUAACUAUUUUGCGUUCACUCCUUUGCUGCCUAGCGUUACGUGCGGCACCGUCGAAGCACGCAGCAUUGUUGAGCCAGUUCGCAAUAUUUUUAACAAGAAAAAGGUGGACGUACAAUUCAGUGAAGCAGAAUGUUUCAGGAUUGAUGCAGAAAAUCGGAAAGUUUACUGUCGAUCUAGUGUGAACAAUAAUUUGAAUGGGAAAGAAGAAUUUGUCGUGGAUUAUGACUACCUAAUAAUCGCUGUGGGCGCUAAUGUCAACACAUUUAAUACUCCAGGAGUGGUGGAGAAUUGCCAUUUUUUGAAGGAAGUUGAAGAUGCUCAAAAGAUUAGAAGAACAGUUAUUGAUUGCUUCGAGAGAGCAAAUUUGCCGGAUGUAAGUGAAGAUGAGAAGAAAAGAAUUCUUCACUUUGCUAUUGUUGGAGGUGGACCUACUGGAGUGGAGUUUGCAGCCUCACUUCAUGAUUUUAUCAACGAGGAUUUGGUCCGUUUAUAUCCUGGGAUAAAAGAUUUAGUUAAAAUUACACUUCUGGAGGCUGGAGAUCAUAUCUUGGGCAUGUUUGAUAAGAGAAUCACUGCUUUUGCUGAACAAAAGUUUCGUAGAGAUGGGAUUGAUGUGAAAACAGGAUCCAUGGUUGUUAAGGUAUCUGAGAAAGAAAUUUCAACUAAAGAACUGAAAAAUGGAGGAGAGGUUAAGACAAUUCCGUAUGGAAUGGCUGUCUGGUCAACUGGUAUUGGCACUCGUCCAUUUAUUAAAGAUUUUAUGACACAAAUUGGUCAGGCUAGCAGGCGUGCUCUAGCUACAGACGAAUGGUUGAGAGUUGCAGGGUGCAACAAUGUGUAUGCGCUUGGUGAUUGUGCUACGAUAAACCAGCGAAAAGUCAUGGAAGAUAUUGCGGUGAUCUUUAAGAAAGCUGACAAAGACAAUUCUGGAACACUUACGGUCAAAGAAUUUCAAGAGGUCAUGAAAGAUAUCUGUGAAAGAUACCCUCAGGUUGAGCUAUAUCUGAAGAAUAAACAGAUGCGAGACAUUGCUGAUUUAUUGAAGGAAGCCAAGGGAGAUGAUAAAAAAGAAUCAACUGAACUGGAUAUCGAAGAACUGAAAACAGCACUUUCCAAAGUGGAUUCUCAAAUGAAAUUUCUUCCUGCUACAGCCCAGGUUGCAUCUCAACAAGGCACUUACCUGGCCAAGUGUUUUAACCGGAUGGAAGAGUGUGAAAAAAAUCCCGAGGGUCCUCUCAGGUUCAGGGAAGAUGGUCGCCAUCGGUUCAAACCCUUUAGGUACAAGCAUUUAGGUCAGUUCGCUCCUUUGGGAGGAGAGCAGACAGCAGCCCAGCUUCCUGGAGAUUGGGUUUCAAUUGGCCAUAGCAGUCAAUGGCUGUGGUAUUCUGUCUAUGCAAGCAAGCAAGUAAGCUGGCGUACAAGAGCGUUAGUAGUUUCAGACUGGACAAGACGUUUUAUUUUUGGAAGGGACUCAAGUAGCAUUUGAGGGAACUUAACAUCUUCCAGAGUCUUGCAUUGGCGAUGUAGCGGAGCUCGUUGAUCAUGAAUUUCAUAUAGGAAAAUUUUGUUUCAUUUUAAUUCCUUUAAUUCUUUGAAUAAGGAAGCAGACUCCCAGCUAGACUCAAAACAGCUGAGACAUGCUCACCAUUUUCGAACUCCCACUUUUUGUAUUAGAGUCGUGGCAUUAGUUGAAUUUUGUUUUGAAGUGCUAGGUGUUGUUCUCCUCAUACCCCAUCAUUCUUGUUUUUGAUUAAUAUUUCUUUUCCUUUUUGCAUUUUUCCAAUUUGCUCAUGGAAUUGACUACAACUUAGUUGAAUUUUUUGUAAUUGGAAAAUAUUAUAU
Messenger RNA from Cajanus cajan (pigeon pea), 2217 nucleotides. Its product is annotated as external alternative NAD(P)H-ubiquinone oxidoreductase B2, mitochondrial. Gene Ontology annotation, cellular component: mitochondrion. Gene Ontology annotation, molecular function: NADH dehydrogenase activity; calcium ion binding. The record is from RefSeq and is a predicted model, not a curated record. Lineage: Eukaryota; Viridiplantae; Streptophyta; Magnoliopsida; Fabales; Fabaceae.